Molecule: messenger RNA, 1008 nt
Organism: Trypanosoma cruzi
Lineage: Eukaryota; Euglenozoa; Kinetoplastea; Trypanosomatida; Trypanosomatidae
Exons: 1
Coding region: 1-1008 (335 amino acids)
Source: RefSeq, a predicted model, not a curated record
AUGACGGAUGCGGAUGAUACCCUCGCAGACUACUGGGCGUGGUGUGCCCAAAAUGGCGUUGUGAGUAAGAAGCUAUUUUUGCGCAGGAGUUUGCAUGGACUCAUGCCGCAGUUCUCUCUUCACGUUGCUGAAUCUGUACGUGCUGGUGCGGUUGUGGCGACCGUGCCGUAUCUCGUGACGCUUAACACGCAGACGAUUAGGGGGGAUAUGAAACCUGCUGCAGUGCCUCCUGUCCGUGCGAUGUGCAAAUUUCUAACGCGUCGUCGUCGGAUGGAUCUUGUUACAGCACGAUCCUUGUGGCUUGCAAGUUGCCUGGCGUGCUACAGGCGGCUACUUGCGCAGGGGCACUCAUUAAGCAUCGCGCCACUUCUUUCGCGUCUGAUAAUGCCAGAAUUGCCAUCGCCCUUUACAUCAACGCAUAUCCGAUGCUAUCCGGCCAUAGUUGCCUCGCUACCGGAGGGCGUGGAUGUCGCUGCUCUGGAGGAGUCGGUUUUCUCAUCGUUGUGGAAACGCGUGGAGGGCCAGUUGCGUGUCACGCACGCCGCACUUUAUUUUUACCACCAACGACGGGUAACACAUAUACCACGUCAUCUUGUUCCUAGCUUUGAUGAACUGUCCAUGGCAUAUCGCAUGGUACUUCAUCGCAGUCUUUUAUUGCCUAUUGACUGCGUUCCGUCGUCACCGGGUGACUUGGCCGACUUGUUCACUGAGCAACCAGACCUCGAUCUCUUGCCGACGCUUGUGCCAGUCGUUGAUGUUAUUCGAAGUUCCGCCGUGGCCCGGACGCUUUUGGAGGCGAAAGGGGGAGGCGUCAGAGGGAGCCAGGAUGACAGCACUGCGGCGAAUUGUGCACUGUAUACAUGCACACAGUCUGACUUUGUUUCCUCAGGAACUCGACGGCGUGUUGUUUUUGAAACGGAACCACUUUCCAGUCGUCGCGUGGUGGUGUGCGCCACGAGGGAUCUGAAAGAGGGGGAAGAGCUUCUGCUUGACUACGGCUCAGAGUGA